AAAAACACUCCGGAUAGGUGAGCGCUUGAUUUCAGCUACUACUCCAUGAAGCCGCCUCUGACAGUCUGUGGGAUUGCCCUGUGUUUCUUUUCAGCAGAGUCUAAAUAUAAGUCGGUGACAAAUAUUCCAAAUACAGUAGCAACCCAACUGUGAUGUGGGGGUGGUGCUGAGAGAACAGCUCCGUCUCCAAAGUCCCCCCUCUGUUGGAUCCGGAGUCCGUCAGGAGAAGGUCGCAGAGAGUCGCAGCUCCCACCUGCACUUGCUGAUUUUUUUUUUAAUUUAUUACCAUGAAGAGACAAAACGCCAGGACUCUCGCCCUCAUCAUCAGCAUCCUCACCUACCUGGUGGUCGGAGCGGCCGUGUUCGAGACCCUGGAGUCGAAACAGGAGAAAAGUCACAAGAGGAAGCUCGACGCCAGAAAGUACGAACUCAUGCGCAAAUACAACUUGACCAAAGAGAACUUCGAGGAGCUGGAGCACGUCGUCUUACAGCUCAAACCUCACAAAGCGGGGGUCCAGUGGAAAUUUGCUGGGUCCUUUUACUUCGCCAUCACUGUGAUUACGACAAUAGGUUACGGCCAUGCGGCGCCCAGCACCGACUCAGGGAAAGUGUUCUGCAUGUUCUACGCCCUCCUGGGGAUCCCGCUCACCCUGGUCAUGUUCCAGAGCCUGGGCGAGCGGAUCAACACGUUUGUCAGGUACCUGCUGCACCAAGCCAAGAAGUGCCUGGGAAUGCGCCAGACCGAGGUCUCCAUGGCAAACAUGGUGACUGUGGGCUUCUUCUCUUGCAUGAGCACCCUGUGUGUGGGGGCCAUGGCGUUUUCCCACUGCGAGGGAUGGAGCUUCCUCCACGCCUUCUACUACUGCUUCAUCACACUCACCACUAUCGGGUUUGGAGACUAUGUGGCUCUGCAGAGGGACGACGCGCUGCAGAACGACCCUCGGUAUGUGGCCUUCUGCUUUGUGUACAUCCUUAUGGGCCUGACAGUGAUCGGAGCUUUCCUAAACCUGGUGGUGCUUCGCUUCCUGACCAUGAACAUGGAGGACGAGCGGAGGGACGCCAAGCAGAGGGCCUUGAUGUCCAUCAGUGUGCCCAGAGGAGAGGUGGCUCGUCUAUUACCAGUCUCAGCCUCAACCUCUUCUACACCUGUAGCAGACGACACCACAAAGGCUAAAGACUUAAAAGGUGCCUACACGGAGGUGCUGCAUUUCCAGACUAUAUGUUCUUGCUUGUGGUAUAGGAGCAAGGAGAAGCUGCAGGGCUCCAUACCCACUAUGAUCCCUCAGGAGCUGACAUUCUCUGAUGCCUACUUGCAGCAGAACAGUAACUGUCCUCACUACAUGGAGCCUUUAUCGACAGGCUGCGUUUGCAGUCCACGUCAGUGUUCGAGCAUAAGCUCCAUAACAACGGGCCUACACAUUCUCUCUCCGUUAAGGGUGUUUAAGAGACGCAGCUCCGUCUAGCCUUGCAAUACAACAGAUUUCAGCACAGCACAAUGCGUGCCAAGCGGACAGCAGAUACUUGGCAGUCCUCACAGCAAAGACAUGACUGCAAGUAGACGUUUGUGGUGCUAUAAUCCCAGUAAACCAACAGUAGGGCGCACAAAAGGGAAAAGCACAUACAGUACUGUAAACAGCAAAGUCUUACUCAAAUAUGCAUUUGAGAAAGCACAACGGCCAAUGCUCUGACUUGAAGUCUUUUUCAGGGGCGUCCUGUGCGUUUUGACAAAUCAUGUAGGAAGUCAUCUAGGUCACAUGAACACAGCACCACACUGCAGCGCAUGUGGUGUACAUGUACACAACUUGUAGGUGACAGCACAGCGGCAGAACAGGAAGGUGUUCAGGCUCAGUCAACCAAGCAAUGGUAAAACAUCCCAAACCUGCUAGACUACAGCUCUGCAGUUAAUCCCAGCUUUGUGUUUUUGUUAAUAAUCUCAGAGAUGCUGAUUUCACUCAGGGGUUAUUUCUUCUUGUUUCUUUCCUGUGUUAGGCAUAUGUCCUAAUGAUUUUUUAACACGUCUCCCAUCAUAGUAUUUGUGACUCAUGCAGCAUCACUUCACUUUCUGGCCUCAUAUAAGUUGCCUUAUGUUGCCCUAAACAAAUCGUGAUUGUCAGGACUGUAUUAAAGCUGACACACACACUGGUAACUCAGUAUGACUCAUUCCCUGUGUAGCUGCCUCUGUUAUUGUGAUUUUCAGUGCUCUCUGCCCAAAUUGCUGGUGCAUCAGUCACAAAAACUGCAAAAUUACGUAACAUCACAAGUGGAGAAGUUCAAAAAAUCACGAUGACAUACCCCCCAACACAGUAAAACUGCAUCAGAAAAGAAGUACAGUGACCACAAGUACACACUCACCGAACUGACUGAAACACACUUAAAUGGAUUUGUUUAGCAACACUACUAAGAAGUUAUUUAAAAGGGACCUCUGGGCUAAAUCAACAGCUCUGACAGCCUCAACAAAAACUGAACACGAUUAGCUUUACCUGCCUGGUAUUCGCUGCAGGGUUACUGUACUGUAAGGUGUUUCAUUUGCUUUGUACACCUGUGUGGAUGACGGUUGGUUAAUUAGUCACCGUUCAGCUCUGCUGGGUCUCGAAAUCAAUCCAGAGCAGGUACUGGUCUGUGUCACAGUGUUUCUGAUGUGAUGCUCUUGUCAGUACUUCUGGACACAGAGCACAGCAGGUACACACCAAUCAUCUACGGGCAUGUGAAGUAAAGCUGUUGCAUUAUUCAAGGAACAGUUCAACAUUUUGGAAAAAUAUUUUGUCUAGAUAGUUAAAUGAGAAGAUUGAUGCCACAGUCGUGUGUGCAUUGAGUAACAGCUUAGCUUAGAAUAACAACUGGAAGCAGGGAAAGCAGUUUUCCUGGCUCUGUGCAGAGAUUCAAAAUACCUUUACUAACACCCCUAAAGCUUACUUAUUAGCACAUUGUGUCUUGGCUGUAGCUUCAUUUUUAGCAUGCAGACAAGAGAGCGGUAGUGAUCUUCUAGCAUCUGAAAUGAAAACGAAUAAACAUUGCUUUCAAAAUGUUGAAAUUUCCUAUAAACCAACAAGCUUUGCUAAACCACACAACUUCAGCUGUUUAGCUUUGCUAAACAUAAACGCUAGUAAGAGGGGGAGAGACCUAACCUGGUUCUGGAAAACUGCCUAUGAGUUCCUCUAAAGCGCACCAAUUCACAUUAUAGAGCCAGGCUAGGCAAGGGAAUUUGCCAUGUUUUCCAUUGUUAAUGCUAUGCUAAGCUAAUGGUCUAGUGGCUGCAUAUUCAUAUUUAGCAUACAGACAUGAAAAUGAUAUCUCAUUAUCUAACUUUUUUCAAGAAAGGAAUUGAGGAUUAAAGUGUAAAACCAUCAAUUUGUGGUUCUUCGAGGCGAUUUGCGUUGUAACAGCAGAAUUCUUGUGGGUGGACAGAUAGAGUGUAGUUUGCCGUGUUUUAGGACGAAACUUCACCUAAAACCAGAAAAAAUGCACCUGUUCGGUUUGUGUGGUGAUUUACGAAAAGACAAGUCACAUAUGAUAAGAGGUUUAGGCUUAUUUUUUAAAUCUGGAUAGAGCCAAGCUCCCUGUUUGCCUCUGGUUCCGGUCUUUAUGCUAAGCUAAGCUAAUCUUGCUUCCUGGCUAAAACACAAACACACAAACAUUAGAAUGGUAUCAGUAUUUCUCAUCUAACUCUUAACAGGAAAAUAAAUGAAUGUACUCAACAAAUUGCUGAAAUAUCAUUUUAAAGCUGUCAACCUGUUAGCCUACCAAAUAAAAUAAAUGCAGAUUAAAGACGGAUCCUGGAACACACUUAUCUAUCAAAUGUUUGAGGCGCGAAUCUGCUAUAUUCAGUGAGGUUCCACAGAAGUCUGACUAUCAAAAAGAACACAACAGGCAUUCAGAUAUGAAGUGUGCAGAACUUUCCAAAUCACAUCUGGAUCAAACUGUAGAUGCAAACUAUUUUUAGGAGCAGUUCGGAGUGGCAGAUGGGAGGGGGUUUUCUGUGUUUGGACAAUGGAUAAUAGCUGGUUGUCAGUCACAGACAAUUAUGCCUCAAUAGAGGUAGUCUCUCUGAUUGAUGGAAAAGUGUGCGGGGGGGCACCACCCUCAGAUAUUAUUUCUUGUAUUUCUGGGCCUGUUUUGGCAUUUAAGUGUCAUGAUGUGACAUCAUGUUAAGUCUACAAAUUAGUUUCAUAUCAAGAAAUAAAGUAUCUAAAUUUUUUCACUUAAUUACAGUAAAAACACAACCUAUGGGUUAAAGCUACAUUCCUCUACAGCACCUGGAGAAACAGUGCAUGAGUAAUGGAUGACAGGAAGUGGGCAGUGGAAAAUUAUUGAUAAGAUUUAUUUCAAAUAUCAUCACAGAGUGAUUAUAUUCUGAAUAUCUGAAGGUGGAUUUUUUUACUUGUUGGGUGAAACACACUCCCAUGUGACACACAAUGAGCAUAAAGUCAAGUGCCAAGAAUUACUUGCAAAUAAAUCUGAUUUUGGUCUGGUGUCUGUUGAAAAACAGUUCUAUGUUAGGGAAAUGGACCCACUGAGUCUGAACUGUACCUUACUGAAAUCCUAUAUGACAGUGAAAGAAAAAUUGUGUCGCUUUCUGCUUCUGACUUGCUUUUAACAAUAAGCGACCCAGAAAACAACCGCCUACUCUAUAUUCACGCAAGUACUGUAAUAGUUUUUAAGUAGGACUGCAUACACCAGCAUUAACAGGCUCCUCUGUUUUGCUUAGGCAAGAAAAUGUAUGUUCUACUACUUGAACAAGCAAGGACUACUUGAAGUGGUUGUACAACAUUUUUUUAUCUUCACCUGCCUCACCUGUGCACAGAUGAGACUAUUAAUUUGUCUGACGUGAUUAUGCAUAUCACAUGUAGUUCAGAACAAUACUGUAAUAUUUUGCCUAAGUACAGAAAAGAACAUCCACAGAAAACAUUAAAAAUAUGGAUAUUUAAGCUGUUUUUGAGUUUUACUGUUAUUUCACCGUUUAACCACCAGAAAUGAAUCAUACUUUACAGAAAAAAAUUAGGAAAUCAGCUUCUGUACAUAAUACAAGUACUGUAUAAGAUAUAGUCAUGUGAUGUUACCAUCUCCAUGCUGUUUAUCAACAUGUGCUAUGUGAGAAAAGCCUGCUGAAUGUAUAGAAACGACCGUUUGGUCCAGAUGGUUUCCCCCUGGGAAUUCUGACUGUAGUCCAGUUCCGGACAACCUACAGCAGGUUAGUCACGAGUGGGAAGUAUGGCAGUGUAUCAUUAUAUCAUCGUUUGUGGCAAGAUGUUUUGUUUUUUUUGUUGUUGUUGUUGUUUUUUUUUUUGUUGUUGUUGCUGUUGCAUUCAACCCACUGUUGUGUGGUACAGCAAAAUGGGUGGACAAAAUAACAGAAACACUUCACAUUUUGGUAGCAAAUAGUCUCCUGAAAAAGGCAUUAAGGUUGUGUUUUCAAUUAGGCCACCAGAACACUUCUGAUAUUUAUAAGGUUUUUGUUGAGAUUGAGGUCUUGAGACAGACAAGUUAAUUCAGCUGUAUUUUCCAAUAUAAUUCAAGUUUGCAGGAAAGAACAACAUCAUUUGAAUGUAAUAAUGGAGAAAAUAUAAAUUGGUACACUUUUACUAAAUUAAUUCCAAAUAAUCUGUAGUGCCUUUUGGUCAGAGCACAUAUAAAUGUGCAUAAAUGUCAUAUUUGUCUACAGACAAAUUGUAGCCGUGUUUCUGCUGUGUAGUCCACCGUGUUUGACAUGUUUCUCCUUCUGAUCUUUACAGCUUUAUUAAGUUUGGACAUCACACAUUUGCUUGUCUUUAUGUUUCUGUGUGGAGUGCUGUUGCUAUCUAUGGAAUCACUCCACUAACUUUUUAUUAAAGGUCAGAUAGUCUCUCAGAUGCUCCUGUAUGUAUGUAGAAGUUAUUGUCGAUGUCAGGGGUUCCCAACCAUUUUUGCCUGAAGAUGAAGCAAUGCCUACUCGUGACCCCUCAUCACAGGUUGCAUAUGUCCACUGGUUGUGAGUGGUUGGGAAUCACUGCUGUAGGAUUAUAUAAGAAAGUAACGUAGCAGCGAUCUGUGUCAAUAAAGUGAAUGAUGAGCUCAAGAUCGGGAAAAUUAAAAAUAAUCUAACCUUAUGAACAUAUGAAUGCAUAAAAACACUAAUCAAACUGUCAUAUGCAAAAAGACCAAAAUAAUAAGAUCAAAGUGUCCGUUGCUGACAGUGGGGUAAUUAGGAUUGAAUCUUGUUAUCAAUAAUUUGCUUGCCACUUCAACAUCAACCCAGCUUGUAAGGCCUGGCCCUGUGCCUGUGAAACUGCCUUCAGCCAUUAGAUGUGCAGUGAAAAGCAACAGAAGGAGUAUCCAUUUGACAAAUCCCUGUAUUGACCCCCUGUGGCUGGAGCAUCUGCUGUUUUCUACUUUGGCCAUAGACCUGAGUAUCUAUGUCAAGGACAAAAAUAGUUCCACUGAGAAGGUCAACUGUGGCGCCUUUUCUCUGUUUUUAGACAAAUUCUGGACAGAUUAAUACUGAAGGUGUUUGUUGCAAAUGUACACCUAUUUGGAUUGGUAAAGUGCAUUUGUUGUGUAUUUGUUAUCUGUACACUACAGAGGUAAAUCUUAUUUUUUCCACCACUAGCCUGUAUUUAUACUGAAUCGUUUAAUUAUAUGGCUGUUAUUCAUCUUGGAAGGCAAAUUUCUUUGAUGAAGGCCAAAAUAGGAUGACCUUCAAUAAUUCCAUAGAUGUUUAAAAUAGCUGAGAAGAUUGGU
This is a messenger RNA of Scatophagus argus, 6714 nucleotides long. It is a transcript of the gene kcnk3b, whose product is annotated as potassium channel, subfamily K, member 3b. The transcript has 2 exons. NCBI's taxonomy places the organism in Eukaryota, Metazoa, Chordata, Actinopteri, Scatophagidae. Gene Ontology annotation, biological process: potassium ion transmembrane transport; stabilization of membrane potential. The record is from RefSeq and is a predicted model, not a curated record. The coding region runs from base 288 to 1463 and encodes 391 amino acids. Gene Ontology annotation, molecular function: potassium ion leak channel activity; open rectifier potassium channel activity. Gene Ontology annotation, cellular component: membrane.